Messenger RNA from Dibothriocephalus latus, 690 nucleotides. The record is from the annotation of a GenBank genome assembly. Lineage: Eukaryota; Metazoa; Platyhelminthes; Cestoda; Diphyllobothriidea; Diphyllobothriidae.
AUGAAUUUCAACCGCAAAGGUUUCGUUAGCACGCUAGAUGGCUACCUGGACACCCUUUUGUGGGCGACGCCGCCCAUCCAGAGAGUAUAUUUGGUCGCGGCUUUGGCAAAUGCUUUUCUCGGGAUCUUUGAAUGUCUCAUUAUAAUGCGCACUCGUUUCGCGUCAACAAACACAGUCCUGUGUUAUCUCACCUCGGCUCUAGUCGCGCUGUCACAAGUAAUGAUGGAAAUUCACAAUAACUUCCCCAGCCCCAGUUUUGCCGAGGUCUUUAGCCUCAUAUUUCUUAUGAACACGUUCUACCUGAUAAUCUGUCUGGCAUUCUCUUCGAAACGACACUCGGCUUUGAUCGCUGCGGUCUUUUUGGCCAUGUUCUGCACCAUGAUGUACGCUAUUCAGGCCGGCCUAUACACUGUCCCAAACAAGGAGGCGUUUCUUCACGUCAUACAAUUUUGCACUACGGUGGCCAACAACUUUGUGCCGUUUGACCCACUACUGGCAUCACUGAGCGAGGGUCACAGGAACUUCCCUUCCCAGUGGUUUCCACUGUUGACGGGCUUAGUUUACUGUCUUACCGGAGGACUGUACAGACAUGCACGCAAGGACAGUCUCAUGGCGCCGGCAGACGCUCUCGGAAUAGCUGUGCAUUUGUUCGGAAUCGCGGUUGAACUGCAACAUUGUAUGUUUCACUAG